AUGACGGUUAAGAAAGUAGAGAUCAAAGUGGAUAUCAACUGUGGGAAAUGCAAAAAUGCAAUCAUGCAGGCAGUCACAGAGCUAGAAGGUGUGAAUCAGGUUGCACUGGAUCAAGAGAAGAGUUUACUAACCGUGGUGGGGACAAUGGAUCCGGUAUGCGUUGUAGGGCAGCUAAUGAAGAUCAAACAGAAACCAGUAGUAGUCAGUGUUGGACCACCAAAACCUCCUGAGCCCAAAAAGAAGCCAGACUGCACGCUAGAGUGGUGCGGGCCUUACCAUCCUUACUACACCCCUCGUGACGUCGUAUCAGUUACUACCUAUGAAAGCGGAAGCGGCUGCACCAUCAUGUAA
Molecule: messenger RNA, 351 nt
Organism: Microthlaspi erraticum
Lineage: Eukaryota; Viridiplantae; Streptophyta; Magnoliopsida; Brassicales; Brassicaceae
Source: the annotation of a GenBank genome assembly